Messenger RNA from Sodiomyces alkalinus F11, 3856 nucleotides. Its product is annotated as AP-3 complex subunit delta. The record is from RefSeq and is a predicted model, not a curated record. Gene Ontology annotation, biological process: protein targeting to vacuole; Golgi to vacuole transport. NCBI's taxonomy places the organism in Eukaryota, Fungi, Ascomycota, Sordariomycetes, Glomerellales, Plectosphaerellaceae. The transcript is spliced from 6 exons. Gene Ontology annotation, cellular component: membrane coat; endosome membrane; AP-3 adaptor complex. The coding region runs from base 270 to 3404 and encodes 1044 amino acids.
CGUACCUUGCACACUGCUAGACACGAGAUCAACACCGACUGAGUAAAGACGUGACCAAGUCGAAAGCUUUACCUUUGCUUACGCUCGAGAAACGACCCUACUACCAAAGUUCUGGCUGCGACUGCCCGCCGAGCUUUUUUCAACAUGUCCCUGCUGGCAUAGCACCUGACUUCAUCACCCCUCACUGACCUAGAUUCAUUUUCUCUCUCUCUCUCUCCGAGUCUUCCAAUCCCCGACUCUGGCCCCGCGUGGGCUCGACCGCUGGCACCAUGUUCGAGAAAUCCCUGUAUGACCUCAUCCGAGGUCUGCGAAACCACAAGGGCAACGAGCGCGAGUAUAUACAGAACAGCCUCAAAGAAUGCCGGGCCGAAGUGCGGAGUCAGGAUAUGGAUAUCAAGGCGACGGCCCUCUUGAAGCUCGUUUACCUUGAAAUGGUCGGCCAUGACAUGUCCUGGGCGUCGUUCCACGUACUCGAGGUCAUGUCCUCGCAGAAACCUCACCAGAAGCGGGUGGGCUACCUCGCUGCCGUGCAGAGCUUCCGCCCAGACACCGAGGUACUCAUGCUGGCUACGAAUCUUUUGAAAAAGGAUCUUGCCUCGCCUCACCCGACGACCAUCUGCCUUCCCAUGGCCACACUGCCUCACAUAAUCACGCCGUCUUUAGCUCUGUCCACGCUGUCCGACCUCCUUCCCCGUCUCAGCCAUUCUCACCCGAACAUUCGCAAGAAGGUCAUCGUCACCUUGUACCGGCUCGCCCUAGUAUACCCCGAGGCCUUGAGGGCCGCUUGGCCUAGAAUUAAGGAGCGUCUUAUGGACAAGGACGAAGACCCUAGUGUCACCGCCGCCAUCGUGAACGUGGUCUGCGAAUUGGGAUGGCGGAGGCCCCACGACUUCCUGCCCUUGGCACCUAGGCUCUUCGAGCUGCUGGUGGACGGGGGAAACAACUGGAUGGCGAUCAAACUCAUCAAGCUGUUUGCUGUCCUCACCCCGCUAGAACCUCGGCUUGUCCGCAAGCUAUUACCACCCCUGACCAGUCUCAUCAGGACCACGCCUGCCAUGUCGCUGCUCUAUGAAUGUAUCAACGGCAUUAUUCAGGGCGGAAUCCUGGGAAGCGCGGAUGACGGGAGCGAAGAGAUCGCCACACUUUGCGUUAGCAAGUUGAGAGGCAUGAUCAUGAUUGAUGGGGACCCCAAUCUCAAAUACGUUGCACUGUUGGCCUUCAACAAGAUCGUCGUCACCCACCCCUUUUUGGUUGCGCAGCAAGAGGACGUCAUCCUCGAGUGCAUCGACAGCCCGGAUAUUACCAUACGGACGAAGGCCCUUGAUCUUGUCCGGGGAAUGGUCAGCCCCGAUAACCUCGUUACAAUCGUCAGCCGCCUCAUGAAACAACUAAGGACAUCGGCACCGUCGAGGGAUGGAAGGCAUGUCGGGACGCCUCUUGGAGCUGAAUCCGAGUCUGACUCGGAUGAUGAUGCCCGAGUUAGGAUCAACCCCCGAGCUAAGGAGAAAGACAAAGCCCCGCCAUUGCCCGACGACUACCGCAUAGAAGUCAUAGGUAGGAUCUUGGACAUGUGCUCACAGAACAACUAUGGCAAUCUCGAGGACUUUAAUUGGUACAUCGACGUCUUGACACAGCUUGUCCGGAUGGCCCCAGCGCCUCGUGUUCUGGGGAACGAGCUCGAGUCCACCGUGUCAUACGGUGUCUCGAGUGCGGGUGACAUAUCAGAAAAGAUUGGUGACGAGCUACGGAAUGUUGCCGUCAAGGUCAGGGCCAUGCGACCUUCAGUAGUCCGAGCUGCUGAUUUGAUUCUGUCCCAACUGAACGCGGAUACUUCGGCUGGCCACUCUAUCGGUUCUGCCUCGGUCAAGUCCAUAGCAUGGCUGCUCGGCGAAUAUCCAAGCCUAAUCGGCUUGCCUGACGAUACCCUAUCGACAUUAUUACAGACCCUCCCCCGGAUCAACGCCCCAGAGGCCCUGGUCACCUGUCUCCAAGCUGUUGUCAAGAUAUUUGCCUUCAUCGCAGGCAACGAUCGGCAGCUUUGGACGCCGGCGUGGAAGUCCAGGAUAUCUCUACUUAUGGCCCGCAUUAUCGAUGUGUUAGAGCCACUUGCCCUCCAUCCGAACCUAGAGGUCCAGGAAAGGGCAGUCGAAUUUGUGGAGCUGUUAAAGUUGACGGCCGAAGCCGUCUCCGGGCAACCGGCUUCAACCGACGACGCCGAACAAGAUCCGCCACUUCUUCUCAUCCAAGCCAUCCCGUCACUGUUCCAAGGAUGGGAGCUAAAUUCCGUCGCUCCCGCAGCGCAGAGGAAUGUCAUAAUGCCAAAUGGGCUAGACCUGGAUGAACCCAUCCAUCCGAACCUGAAUGCCCUCUUGGCUGACACGGACACUCUCCAUCUGAACACAGACGAGAUGAAUGACUUUGAAGUCUUCUACCAUCAGCGACCCGCCCCGGCCAGCAUAUCAUCGUCUGAACCCGCCAUCAUGAGGCUUGGGGAACCGUCCGAGGAGCUCGUCAGCUCGUACCAGGAAGCCUCCGAGGACGCAUACUUGGAUCCCGACAUUGUGGCACGGCGCAAGGCGGAACGUAUGGAGCGGAAUCGGGACGACCCGUUCUACAUUGGAGGCCGCCUCAACAAUGCCCCCCGUACUUCAACGCCGAUUCACAACAUCCUCCAACAGGAGAACGGGCCCGGCCUCGAUAUUGAUUCGAUACCUAUCAUGCAACUUGACUUGGGGAAGCUGGGCACGUCGGCCCCCUCGCCUGCCUCGCCCGUGUCCACGCAGCGGCCUACCCCGCGUCCGCGGCAGAGACUCGUUGUCGCCGCCGACGAGAACCUCGUCGGCAGUGGGGGUUCGACGCCGCGCAACUACGAGUCAGAGAACAACUCGGACAGCUUUACCAAGUCGCGCUCCAAGAAGCUCAAGCAGGGGCUCUUGCAAGUUGACUCGUCUCACAUCGGGUCAUUCAGUCUCGAGGGCGACUCCGCGGCUGGUGGUGCUGUGGCGUCCCACCCGUACGACUACGAGCGGCAGCAGCGCGAGGAGGCCGAAAUGGCGCAGGCUAUGAAAGAGGUGGAGAAGCUUCGACUCGAGAUGCAGCGGGCCAACGAGCGCGUGCAGGUCGCUCAGGGGGUCGAUGCGGAGGGUACUGUGGUCAAGAAGAAGGCCAAGAAGAAGAAGCAGCAGCCGGGCCCCGCCGUCGGGGGAGAAGAACGGGUUGUGAAGAAGAAGAAAAAGAACAAGGUCGAAGGCGACGCGGCCGACGGCGGCGGCAAUGGCGAGAUGGAAGGCCAGUCACCGGGCGAGCCUGUAGCGGUGCCCAAGAAGACGAAGAAGAAGAAGAAGACACCUGUCGAGCCUCCGGUGGAACCUGGGGCUGAAGAUACUGCUACCGCUGAGCAGUGAAUAUCUUGCCAAGUCAACUGGUAUAGGGCAUGUGGGCAGGGCCAGGCUGGGCUGGGCUAUAUCUGGGGGGCCAUCUACAGAAUCAUGAAAUCUUUUCUUUCCUCGUUUAUCCAAGCAUCGCGCUUGUGGAUAUGAUGAAUAGAUUUCCCACGCUCAUCUGGGUACGGUAGCAUUUCCUAAGAAACAGACGAACCCCCGGAAUGGAAUGUACGUGUUAAUGGGAAAGGCUAGACUUGCGCGAUCUGACGUGAAGAAGAAAAAAACUGUAAAAAUGGAAGAGAAGGGAAAAAGAAACUCGACUCCAGCUAUAAUCCCACCACUUCCCAUUUUAGCCAGCCGUCUCAACCCAAGCAACGGAGUCGAGACGAAAAAUACAGCGGGUCGUUGUCGUUGUCUCCAUGUCUAUGAUGAAGCCUGCGUUACAGCGUCUGUACAGCACAACGGUAUGAUAU